Molecule: messenger RNA, 1408 nt
Organism: Conger conger (European conger)
Lineage: Eukaryota; Metazoa; Chordata; Actinopteri; Anguilliformes; Congridae
Gene: cadm1a
Product: cell adhesion molecule 1a
Exons: 12
Coding region: 55-1392 (445 amino acids)
Biological process (GO): detection of stimulus; susceptibility to natural killer cell mediated cytotoxicity; cell recognition
Cellular component (GO): plasma membrane; neuron projection; synapse
Molecular function (GO): signaling receptor binding
Source: RefSeq, a predicted model, not a curated record
GUGCCCGUUGCUGCUAGGUGAACGGCUACCACCAGUCUGAAGCAGGUGUCCAACAUGGCCAGCAUGGGCAGCGGAUCUCUCUCUACAUCUCUCUUUUUAUUCGUGAUUUCGGCAGCUUUUCUUCUAAAAGGAGCUGCAGAAAACGUCCAAGUCCAAAGUCAGAAUCUGGUGACGGAUAACGUGACCGUGGUGGAGGGGGAGGUGGCCAUCCUCAGCUGCAGAGUCAAGAACAACGAUGACUCCGUCAUCCAGCUCCUCAACCCCUCCAGACAGACCAUCUACUUCAGAGACGCCAGGCCCUUGAAGGAUAGCCGGUUCCAGCUGGUCAACUUCUCGGACAACGAGCUGCGGGUGUCGUUGUCCAACGUGUCGCUGUCCGACGAGGGGAGAUAUGUGUGCCAGCUCUACACCGAUCCUCCACAGGAAGCCUACGCAGACAUCACUGUGCUGGUCCCGCCAGGCUACCCAAUCAUCAAGUCGGAGGAAGGCGUGGUCAGCGAGGGGAACGAAACGGAGAUGAACUGCACGGCUGCGGGCGGCAAGCCGGCCUCCGUCAUCAGAUGGAUGAAAGGAGACAAGGAGCUGCAAGGCACGUCGGAGGUCACGGCGAGCCCGGACGAUCGGAUGUCGACCGUCACCAGCCGCCUGGCGUUCACCGUGUCCCGGGAAGACGACGGCGUUCCUGUGGUCUGCAUCGUGGAUCAUCCGGCCGUCAAGGACUUCCAGGCGCAGAAGUACCUGGAAGUGCAGUAUAAACCCGAGGUGAAGAUUGUGGUGGAGUUCCCCGAAGGCCUGACCCGGGAAGGAGAGAAUCUGGAGUUGACCUGCCAAGCAAAGGGCAAACCACAGCCCCAGCAGAUCAACUGGGUGAAGGUUGAUGACGAUGUCCCGUCCCACGCCGUCAUCACGGGCACCGACCUGCUCAUCGAGAACCUCAACAAGUCCUACAACGGCACCUACCGCUGUGUGGCCUCCAACUCCGUGGGAGAGGCCUACGACGACUACAUCCUCUACGUAUAUGAUGCUCUCACCACCACCCCUAUACCCACUACAACCACCACCUCCACUACCACCACCACCUCCACCACCACCUUUCCAGACAAUGCCCAAGACACCACGGCCAACGGUGACCCGGCGGCUCACGAUUCACGGGCGGGAGAGGGGGCGCCCCGCACGGUGGACCACGCGGUCAUUGGAGGCGUCGUUGCCGUGGUGGUCUUCGCCAUGCUCUGCCUACUCAUCAUUUUGGGCCGGUACUUCGCCAGACACAAAGGCACUUACUUCACCCACGAAGCCAAAGGGGCAGAUGACGCGGCGGACGCCGACACCGCCAUCAUCAACGCCGAGGGCGGCCACAACAACUCCGACGAGAAGAAGGAGUACUACAUCUGAGAGGAGAGGAGAGGCC